CUGUUUUCGUCGUGUUUGUUGAAAAUUAGUGAAUUUAAUUAUUUAUUCUAUGAAUAAUGGUACAUAUUGCUAUUGAAAACCUUCUUUCGUCGUGCACGAAUCGUCCGCUGUACGAGGCACUGUGGUUUUUGGCAUUUACCAAGAAUUCACGACCAGAAAAUCUAGAAAAUGAAUCAGUUUCUGCAAUUUGUAACGAGUUGAUGGCUCGUAUAAAGGAUGAAAUAAUUGAUGCUCGAAGCUUCCUUAUAUCCACUAAUUUGGCUUUUGGAACUGUCCGAUUAUAUAAAGCACAAAUUGACAAACUUUAUGAUCAAGCCAAGUUUGCUUUACAAUCAUGCAACACAACUUUCAAUCACAUGGAUUGGUUUACGCAAAUGACGCAAAUCACCUCUACUCCAAUUGUUCAGCCUAAAACUCCCCGAACUCAGAAAAUCUUAAUACGAACUCAAACUACGAUCAAAAAGAAGAGUGCUAAGAAAUCACAACCAGCACCAAAACUUUUGGAUGAUUUUGAUCUGAUCGAGAGCAUUUAUGCUAUAGCUGAGGAUGAUGAAGAAGAUGUUGUAAUGACACCAGUUGUAAAAAGUCGCAAGCGUGGAAGUAACAAACAUGAUACAGGCAUUGGAAUGGAUCCAACUAUGGCAUCAGACGUUCAUGCUAUAACUAUGCGAGAACCAAUGACUUUAAUGACUUCAGGCUAUAAUACAAUGUUAACUAAUGAGGAAGAGGAUGGUUUUGGUGAUAAAAUGGGAGAGGAAUUUCAAAGCUUUCUUAAGGAAACUGACAAUACUGUUUUGACACAAGAUGAGCUAAUUCAAUCGACAUCCAAUUUAUUGACAACUAAAAGCCGUAAACGUACUAAGAAUAAUGAAGAAAGCUAUGAAAUUAAGAAACGUCGUUUAACUUACAUGAACUAUAGUGAAUCAAUUAGUGUUUUGAGAAAUGCGAAUGUUGAUCAACAAGUUCCGAACAUCAAUAUUUAUGAGCAGGAAGUUUCAAAUAAAAUAGGCGAAGUUUCAACAUUUUACGAAAGUUUAAGUGUCUCAGAAGCAAAUAAUCGCCAUUCGAUGCAAGAAAGCUCAUUGCAUUUUGAGCCGAUGGAUAUUGAAGAGCCAUCCUUGACUACAUUUAAUGAUCCGACAAUUCUUAAUACGACAUUUAAUGAUCAAUCGACUUUGCGAAAUACUACAGACACUUUAUUGGAAAAUUUGACACUUAAUGAACCAACAAUUUUGGAUAAUGACGAAACAAUGAUUCCUGACAUUCCAGUUAAUGACGUCCCAAUGAUUGAACCAGAAACAUCAUUAGAAGAAUCUGAAUUUAUUUUGGAUGAUGUUCCGAAGUUUAUAAAACAAAAACGCGUCCGUAAAUCAAGAAGUUUAAUUACUGAUAAGCAAAUUGUACUUCCAAUAGAAUCAGUAAAGAAAGGAAUUCAAAACUAUAAGGAAAAAAUCAUUGGAAUUGCCCCGUUUGCUGAUUUUCAACGAAGAAUGCAUUUUUAUAAGUCAUGUACUGAUGUUUUAUUCAGCACUGGUAGUUUUCGUUUAAAGAAGUCUACCUUACAUGAUUUGUAUGUCCGAAAUAUGAAGAAAGUUCCCACAAAGUUGUUGAAACAACAGAUUAAGGAAAAUGUCAGUAAUUCCAAAGAUAUUAAGAAUUUACGUCGCUCAAGUCGAUCAGCAAAAGUUAUUGUUAAUCUUAAGGAACAUGAACUAAAUAACAUCGAAGAGGAACCUGAAAAUAUUCUUGUUGCGCAAGUUAUUGAUCCCAAGGAUGUAGAAAUGAAAGAAAUUUCACCUUUAAUCAAGAAUUCAUCACCAGAAUUAGACAACAUCCUUAAUGACAUUGAAAAUAUCUCGCCAGACAUUAUUCGAAAACCCAAACGUCUUACUCGAUCUGCAACAGCUAAAAUGAUUCUUAAGGAAUUGAACAACAACAAUAUUGACGUAGAAAUGCAAGAACUGGAACUUCCUGAAAUCCAACCCUAUUUGGGUAUCGAAAAAGUACAGCCUAUGGAUGAUUUUGAAUUGCCGCCGGCUUUAAACUAUGAAAAUAUUAAAGUUAAUAAUGUUCACAUCAAAGAUGUACAAGCAGCUGAUUCUGAACGAAUUGACCGCAAGAAAAUCGUCAUUAAGAAGUUGACAGAAUUCUGGAAGCAAAGCGACAAAUUAAUUACAAUGGACAAAAUUUGCGAUGGAAUGUUACGUUCCGAAGCAGCAGGCACUUUCUUCGAAUUAUUACUUCUAGCAAAACGCUGUGUAGUUGAGCUUGUUCACAAGACAGACAGCCUUGAAAUUUCAAAUAUUUUGUGCAAAAUGUCAACAUCUCAACUUUCAAAGGAGCUUUACUGUUAAAGCAAGCAUUAAUCAUGUCUAUUUUUUUAUUUUUUUGAAAAGAAUUUAUAUAUUUUAAGUAUUAGAAUCAAUGAUUCAUAAUUUUUUAAAGCUAUUAUGCUACGUUUAGUAUCUGAAACAUUAAUAAGAAACAGCAC
Messenger RNA from Chironomus riparius, 2491 nucleotides. Lineage: Eukaryota; Metazoa; Arthropoda; Insecta; Diptera; Chironomidae. The record is from the annotation of a GenBank genome assembly.